CAUGGCACAUUCACCAGCAGGCAUUUCUUGGACUUGUUUGUCCAUUGAUUUCAUCUGCAGCCCAUUCAGAUAUUACAUUGGAUAUUUGGUGCCAAAACCUUGCAAUGCAAUAUAUUUAAUUCGUGGUUGUAUUUUCGGGCAGGAACUAACAUUUUGCACGUGUGCAUCUAUGUAAAAGUAAGCGCCUAGCAUGGAUGACUCGUGCAGUAUAAUUGAUGAUCAUCAUCUCAAUGCCAAGAGAAUAGAUAUCUAUCCCUGUGAUCACCUCUUUCCGACAAUUUUACGUAUUAACUUUGGAGCUUUCGUGACUGCAGGAAUUAUUCUUUGGUUCUUUCGGUAAAGUCACGUAUAUAAAGAAACAAAUUGGUGAUAUCUGUCUGCUUAUAUGUCUGUCUAUAAUUUUUUCUGGUUCGAUUUUAUGUCGCUAUUUCAUUAUACCUGAUGAUUGCUUGUGUUGCAAUCGAAACGUCGUAUGCUGUAAUAUAUUAUUUUUUCUUUAUACGUGACUUUACCGAAAGAACCAAAGAAUAUUUUUUACGUAUUACUGUUUCCAAUGAAGUGCAGUUUCUUCACACUUUAUUUAGAUCAUGCGGAGCACUGUAAAGUUGUUUUCGGAAAGGUGUUUGCUUGAGAAAAUAAGAUCCGUUAAAGACAUGGACGGCGCUCAAACGGAACUACUGCAUCGUGAUGCGGCAUUCUGCAAUGCUCCAAAGUGAGAACAUUUCGUUGAUGAAGAAGAGUUGACGACUCGAGAUCAUUGCACGCUGCCAACCAAUCAGCACGCGCCCCUUCUUCGCACGUCACGACUCCGCUGACCAGUGAGCGCGCGCUCUGGGCUACAUAAGCCGCCUUCUCCUCCCCGCCUGUGAGAAUCUUUGCCCUCACCAAGCCAUGGCUCGCACCAAGCAGACGGCUCGCAAGUCCACGGGCGGCAAGGCCCCCCGCAAGCAACUCGCCACCAAGGCGGCCCGAAAGAGCGCUCCGGCCACGGGCGGCGUCAAGAAGCCUCACCGCUACAGGCCCGGCACCGUCGCUCUGCGCGAGAUCCGCCGCUACCAGAAGUCCACCGAGCUGCUCAUCCGCAAACUGCCCUUCCAGCGCCUCGUCAGGGAGAUCGCGCAGGACUUCAAGACCGACCUGCGCUUCCAGAGCUCCGCUGUCAUGGCUCUGCAGGAGGCCAGCGAAGCGUACCUUGUCGCGCUCUUCGAGGACACCAACCUGUGCGCCAUCCACGCCAAGCGCGUCACCAUCAUGCCCAAGGACAUUCAGCUCGCCCGCCGCAUUCGUGGCGAGCGCGCUUGAACGCCCAGCUCGGCCCUCAAAGCACAACACAAAGGCUCUUUUCAGAGCCACCACUUACUCGUGAGAAAGCUUCCAUGUGUGUCCUUCAAAGUUCGGGU
This is a messenger RNA of Lethenteron reissneri (Far Eastern brook lamprey), 1400 nucleotides long. RefSeq names its product histone H3. Gene Ontology annotation, cellular component: nucleosome. Gene Ontology annotation, molecular function: DNA binding; protein heterodimerization activity; structural constituent of chromatin. The record is from RefSeq and is a predicted model, not a curated record. Lineage: Eukaryota; Metazoa; Chordata; Hyperoartia; Petromyzontiformes; Petromyzontidae.